AUGCGUUUUUCAACUAUUGCUUUCUUUUUUGCCUGCGCUGCAUUUGUAGUUUCAGUAAGUCUAAAUUCACAUAAAAAUUUUUAAAAUUUUGCAACAAAAAAAAACCUCCAGGGAAGUGUUUUACGUGAAAAAAGACAAUGUGGUUGCGGAUCUUCUCAACAACCUCAAUGUUCCUGCCAACAAGUUCAGCAAACUUCCACUUGCUCAUGUCAAGCUGCUCCAGCUCCAUCUCCAUCUUGCUCAUGUGCUGCUCAAACUCAACCAAUCCAAGUUCAAGCAACUCAAUGUGUUCCAGCUUGUCAACAAAGUUGUGCUCAACAAUGUCAAACUUCUACAGUUUCACAAUGCCAGCCAAGAUGCCAGCAAGAUUGUCAAAUUCAAUGUGCUCCAGCUCCAGCUCCAAUUUCAACUACAACACAAGCUCCACAAAUUGUUCAAAUUCAAUUAGAAGUUCAAGCAACUCAAUGUCAACCACAAUGCCAGCAAAAAUGCCAAUCAACUUGUGUUUCACAACCAAAUUGUAAUCAAUCUUGUAAUCAACAAUGCUCAAAUCAAUGUCAGCAAUCACCAAUUCCAACUACAACAACAUCUACACCAAUUCAAAUAAUUCUUCAAACAUCAAUUAGUCAAUCUCAAAAAUGUCAACCAGAAUGUGAAUCUUCUUGCCAACAACAAUGUGUUCAACAACAACAGCAACCAAUUCAACAAUGUCAAUCAGCUUGUCAAUCGACUUGUUCUAACUCGUGUUCUGCAUCUUCAAUGCCUUGUAAUCCAACAACAAAUACAAAUCAAUGCUCAUGUCAAACUAAUUAUUCACCAUGUGGAAAUGGACAAUGUUGUAGAAGAAAAUAA
Molecule: messenger RNA, 852 nt
Organism: Caenorhabditis angaria
Lineage: Eukaryota; Metazoa; Nematoda; Chromadorea; Rhabditida; Rhabditidae
Source: the annotation of a GenBank genome assembly